CUAGAAUCAGUCACUUAGAAUUUUAGGUCAGGGCCAAGACCAAAAUCGACCGACCUAGUUUUACAAGAACCGAUUUAGGACGGGCCCGGGACCGACUUAUCGACCUCUCUAAUAUUAACCGGGCCACAAUUAUGCUUUUCAACAAGCUAGCCCAAGUUAUGCAUUAUGGGCUUAACUAUAAUAUCAGCAGAUUGAAACGACGCAUUUACCCUUGCUGCUACUGAACCUUCGUCGAACUCAGCCGAACACGCCAAGCCGACGAGACGCUGCUGUAUCCAAGCUGUCUCACGAGUUUCCAUGGCGCCUUCCUUCCCCUUCGAGGAACGAACCACAAAAUCACCUUCCAGUUCAUAUAUAUCCCCCCUCAAUGUUCCUUCUUACAAUCACAAAUCAUCACACCAACACAAAUUCCAGAUCUAAUUCCAUUCAUCUCUAUAAAAAUGGCAACCACAAAUCAAUCACAGUUCGAAGAUUUCUUACCGUUAAUGGCGGAUAAAUUGGGCGGCGAUGGUCUGAUUGAAGAACUCUGCAACGGAUUUCAGUUGCUGAUGGAUGCCGAGAAAGGUGUGAUCACGUUCGAUAGUUUGAAGAAGAAUUCUUCAAUUUUGGGGCUUGAUGGUAUGAGCGAUUAUGAUCUGGCUAGUAUGGUGAAAGAAGGUGAUUUUGAUGGAGAUGGAGCUCUGAAUCAGAUGGAAUUUUGUGUUCUUAUGUUUAGAUUAAGCCCUAAUUUGAUGGCUCAAUCUGAGUUUUUGUUAGAAGAGGCUUUAGAGCAGGAAUUUGAUAGUUUUCGCCAUUGAAUUAUUGGGAUUUGGUUUUCUGAUUACUUGUUUAUUCACAGAUGAAUAAAAUCAUUGAAAUUGUUGAUAAUA
This is a messenger RNA of Cynara cardunculus var. scolymus (artichoke), 869 nucleotides long. RefSeq names its product calcium-binding protein KRP1-like. The transcript has a single exon. Bases 441 to 797 code for a protein of 118 amino acids. NCBI's taxonomy places the organism in Eukaryota, Viridiplantae, Streptophyta, Magnoliopsida, Asterales, Asteraceae. The record is from RefSeq and is a predicted model, not a curated record. Gene Ontology annotation, molecular function: calcium ion binding.